UGUGGAGCAGGAAGCCUUCAGCUGAAGAAGUGAAAGUAAAAGUCACAACCUGUGAAAAGCUCGGACACGAGUCAACGUUUCUUUGAGCUGAGCUGGUUCCAGAUCCCGAGAGAAGAUGCUCCACCUCGACUCGGACCUGAAGUCUGGAGGAUUCUGCUUUGAAAACAGCCGCAGAAAUGCAGUGUUGGAGUCCAACUUGUCGGAACUCGGCUUCAAAGCUCCCAGUGCCAGAAAAACCGGGACCACCAUCGCUGGGAUUGUGUACAAGGACGGAGUGAUCCUGGGAGCUGACACCAGGGCCACCGACGACAUGGUGGUGGCCGACAAGAACUGCAUGAAGAUACACUACAUCGCUCCAAAGAUCUACUGCUGUGGAGCUGGCGUGGCAGCAGACGCCAUCGUCACCACACAGAUCUCAGCGUCCAACGUGGAGCUGCACAUGCUCAACACCGGGCGCCCCCCCCUCGUCGCCAUGGUGACCCGGCAGAUGAAGCAGAUGCUGUUCAGGUACCAGGGUCACGUGGGCUCGUCUCUGAUAGUGGGAGGAGUGGAUGUGACCGGAGCCCACCUGUACAGCGUGUACCCUCACGGCUCCUAUGACAAGCUGCCGUUCGUCACCAUGGGUUCUGGAGCUGCAGCUGCCGUCGCUGUGUUGGAGGACAGAUUCAAACCGGAGAUGGAGCUGGAGGAGGCGAAGCAGCUGGUACGAGACGCCAUCGCUGCCGGGAUCCUCUGCGACCUCGGCUCCGGCAGCAACGUGGACAUGUGCGUGAUCAGCGAGGCCGGAGUGGAGCACCUGCGAUGCUACGACCAGCUGGCGGUCCGAGGCCAGAGGGAGGGACGGUACAGGUUCGAUCCCGGUACCACUGCCGUCCUGACCCAGACGGUGACCCCUCUGACCCUGGACGUGGUGGACGAGCGUGUCCACGCCAUGGACGCCGAGUGACGCCGAGUGACGCCAUGGACGCCGAGUGACGCCGGCUCCGAUCAGCUGCAAUAAAAGCUUUAGUUUUAGUUAAAUCACUAACAUGAAAAUCAGCUUGUUUGUGUUUCUCCUCACGAAGUUAAACGUUCACUUUGUGUCUAACGAACAGUUUCACAUUAAAAUCUGUUGUUGUAAUGAU
Limanda limanda (common dab) is the source of this 1124-nucleotide messenger RNA. RefSeq names its product proteasome 20S subunit beta 10 (gene psmb10). Lineage: Eukaryota; Metazoa; Chordata; Actinopteri; Pleuronectiformes; Pleuronectidae. The coding region runs from base 116 to 946 and encodes 276 amino acids. Gene Ontology annotation, molecular function: threonine-type endopeptidase activity. Gene Ontology annotation, cellular component: proteasome core complex. The transcript is spliced from 8 exons. The record is from RefSeq and is a predicted model, not a curated record.